Messenger RNA from Rhea pennata, 8197 nucleotides. RefSeq names its product piezo type mechanosensitive ion channel component 1 (Er blood group) (gene PIEZO1). Gene Ontology annotation, molecular function: mechanosensitive monoatomic ion channel activity. The transcript has 51 exons. Gene Ontology annotation, cellular component: membrane. The record is from RefSeq and is a predicted model, not a curated record. Bases 46 to 7578 code for a protein of 2510 amino acids. NCBI's taxonomy places the organism in Eukaryota, Metazoa, Chordata, Aves, Rheiformes, Rheidae.
GGCUCGGCCCGGCGGCAUGAGCGCGGCGCGGGCCGGCCCGGAGCCAUGGAGCGGCGGGUGCUCUGCGCCGGGCUCUACUGGCUGCUGCUGCCGCUGGCGCUGCUGGCCGCCUGCAUCUUCCGCUUCAACGUCCUCUCCCUGGUGUACCUGCUCUACCUCCUGCUGCUGCCCUGGUUCCUGGGACCCUCCGAGCACACUGUAAAAGGUCACACCGGCCGCCUCCUCAAAGCUCUCCUGGGCACCAGCAUCGUCUUCCUCGUUGCCCACUUCGUUUUCCAGAUAUGCCUCUACACGCUGCCCGGCCUGGACCGGCUGCUGGGGCCCAGCUGCAGCACCUGGGAGAUCCUCGCCCGGCACGUCGGCGUCACCAGGCUGGACCUGAACGACAUCCUCAACUCGGUGCGCCUCGUGGCGCCCGACGCGGGCAUCCUGCUGGUGUCGUCGCUCUGCCUGUGCCUGUGCCGCCGCCUCGUCCCCAAGGCCGGCGCUGCCGCCCGGAGCCCGGAGUCCCUGGAGCCCCUUGAGCGGGGGGAAGAGGAGGAGGAGGAGGAUGUGGAGCGGGACGAGGAGACGCCGCUGAGCGCCAAGCUGCGGGUGACGGCCCACUGGCUCCUCCGGGCAGCCGGGACGGGCCUGGCCGUCCUGCUGCUGGCCUUGGCAGGGAUCACCCUGCCCUCCGCCUCGUCCAGCGUCUACUACGUGCUCUUCGUGGGGCUGUGCACGUGGUGGGCUUGCCACCUCCCCGCCAGCCGCCCGGCCUUCGACGCCCUCUGCGUCCUCGUGGGCGUCUACGCGGGCGCCCACCUCCUCUGCCUCUAUGUCUACCAGACGCCCUUCAUCCAGGGGGUCUUCCCGCCCCCCACCAUCUGGGCACGGGUCUUCGGCUUCAAGGACAUCGUCCUGUACGCCAACUGCUCCCAGCCCAACGCCCUGGUGCUCAACGCCGGCCACCCCUGGCCCGUCUACGCCAACCCCGGCAUCUUGCUCGUGCUCUACUACACCGUGGCCACCCUCCUGAAGCUGCGGCGCCUGGACGCCGGCGAGCGGCGAGCCGGGCCGCCGGAGCGGUGCCCGAACAGGGAGCUGCUGGAGCUGGAGAGCUGGCCCAAGGACGGCGAUGGCUUGGCUGAGGACACCAAGCCCAUGCUGUCCCCCCGCGCCGAGCCGGGCAGCGGCCCCGAGAACUGCACCGUCCACGUCCUGGGCCCCGCGCCGCAGCUGGGCAAGAAGCGGCGCUCGGAGCGGCAGCCCCUGCACAUGCUGGGUCACGUCGUCAUGAAGCAGAGCUACGUCUGCGCCCUCAUUGCCAUGAUGGUGUGGAGCAUCACGUACCACAGCUGGCUGACCUUCGUGCUGCUGCUCUGGGCCUGCCUCAUCUGGAUCGUGCGGAGCCGGCACCACUUCGCCAUGCUCUGCUCGCCCUUCAUCCUGCUCUACGGCGUCGCCCUCUGCAGCCUGCAGUACGUCUGGGGCAUGGACCUGGCCCCCGAGCUGCCCACCCGCGUGGGCUUCAUGAGCCUCGAGCAGCUGGGGCUGGUGCGCCCCAAGUACCCCUGCCUGGACCUGGGCGCCAAGCUCCUGCUCACCCUCACCUUCUGGCUCCUGGUGCGGCAGUUCGUCAAGGAGAAGCUCCUCACGAGGAAGUGCCCGUCCACCCCGCUCCUGGAGGUGACGGUCUCGGACACGGAGCCCAGCCGGCAGCAGGACGUGCUGAAGGCGCUGGGAGCCCUGGUGCAGGAUUUCUACGCCAAGUAUUGGAUCUGCGUGUGCGCCGGCAUGUUCAUCGUGGUGAGCUUCGCCGGGCGCCUCGUCGUCUACAAGAUCGUCUACAUGUUCCUCUUCCUGCUCUGCCUCACCCUCUUCCAGGUGUACUACAGCCUGUGGCGCAAGGUGCUGAAGGCCUUCUGGUGGCUGGUGGUGGCGUACACCAUGCUGGUGCUCAUCGCCGUGUACACCUUCCAGUUUGAGGACUUCCCCAUGUACUGGAGGAACCUGACGGGUCUCACCAACGAGCAGCUGGGCGACCUGGGCCUGGAGCAGUUCAGCGUCUCCGAGCUCUUCUCCAGCACGCUCAUCCCAGGCUUCUUCCUCCUGGCCUGCAUCCUGCAGCUCCACUACUUCCACCGGCCCUUCAUGCACAUCACGGACCUGGAGCACAUCCCCGCGGCCGAGCCGCAGCCCUGCCACAUCCCCAGGUCCCAGGAGCUGCACGGGAGCCGUCUGCUGCGGGAUGCGGCUGCUGCCGAGAGCGCCAGGGCCGAGGAGGAUGACUCCAACGCUGCUUCGCAGGUGCCCACCAAGUGGGGGCUGGUGCUGGAGCGCCUCAUCGUGCUGGGCCAGACCUUCUCGGACAGGCUGACCUGCGUGCAGGUCUUCGUGAGGCGCCUGCUCGAGCUCCACAUCCUCAAACUCGUGGCUCUCUACACCGUCUGGGUGGCUCUGAAGGAGGUCUCACUGAUGAACUUCUUGCUGGUGCUGUUGUGGGCCUUCGCCAUGCCCUACUGCCGCUUUCGCCACAUGGCCUCCUGCCUCUCCACUGUUUGGACCUGCAUCAUCAUCGUCUGCAAGAUGCUCUACCAGCUCAAGAUCGUCGACCCCAGCGAGUACUCCAGCAACUGCACCCAGCCCCAGCACAACGCCACCAACCUGAGCCCAGAGGAGCUGGGCAACUCCACGCUGUACCGGGGCCCUGUGGACCCCGCCAACUGGUUCGGCAUCCGCAAGGGCUUCCCCAACCUGGGCUACAUCCAGAACCACCUGCUGGUGCUGUUGCUGCUGGUGUUUGAGGCCGUGGUGUACCGGCGUCAGGAAUAUUACCGCAAGCAGUUCCAGUUGGCGGCCCCCGUCACCGAGACAAUCUUUGAGGACGUGUCCUGUGAGCACCUCGACCAUGGCCUCGUCAGCUGCGCCAAAUACUUCCUCAACUACUUCUACUACAAGUUUGGCUUGGAGAUCUGCUUCCUCAUGACGGUGAACGUGAUCGGGCAGCGGAUGAACUUCAUGGUGAUCCUGCACGGCUGCUGGCUCGUCGUCAUCCUCACGCGGCGCCGGCGGGCAGCCAUCGCCCGCCUCUGGCCCAAGUACUGCCUCUUCCUCGUGAUCUUCCUCCUCUACCAGUACCUGCUGUGCGUGGGCAUGCCGCCCGCCCUCUGCAUCGACUACCCUUGGCGGUGGAGCCGCUCCCUGCCCAUCAACUCGGCGCUCAUCAAGUGGCUCUACCUGCCUGACUUCUACACGGCCCCCAAAUCCACCAACCUCAUCAAUGACUUCGUGCUGCUGCUGUGCGUGGCCCAGCAGUGGCGGGUGUUCGUGGCCGAGCGCACCGAGGAGUGGCUGCAGGCUGCCGGCGAGAACGCGGACCGCCUCGACCUGGCACGGGACCCCCACAGCCCCACACCCAACUUCAUCCACUGCCGGUCAUACCUGGACAUGGCGAAGGUAGUGGUCUUCCGCUACCUCUUCUGGUUUGUCCUGGUUGUGGUCUUCAUCACCGGUGCCACCCGCAUCAGCCUCUUUGGCCUCGGUUACCUCCUUGCCUGCUUCUACCUCCUGCUCUUUGGCACCGCCAUGCUGCGCAAGCCGGUGCGGGCUCGCCUCGUGCUCUGGGACUGCCUCAUCCUCUACAACAUCACUGUCAUCAUCUCCAAAAAUAUGCUGUCGCUUCUCUCCUGCGUCUUCGUGCAGCAAAUGCAGAGCAACUUCUGCUGGGUGAUCCAGCUCUUCAGCCUGGUGUGCACCGUCAAGGGCUACUACGACCCCAAGGAGAUGGGCAAGGACCAGGACUGCUCCUUGCCCGUGGAGGAGGCCGGCAUCAUCUGGGACAGCAUCUGCUUCUUCUUCCUCUUGCUCCAGCGCCGCGUCUUCCUCAGCCGCUACUACCUGCACGUCAUGCUGGAUCUCCAGGCCUCGGCCCUGCAGGCCUCCAGGGGCGUCGCGCUGUUCAAGGCCAGCAUGCUGAAGAGCAUGCGCUCGCACCGGCAGGCCGAGAAGAAGUCGCUGGCCCAGCUCAAGCGGCAGAUGGAGCGGAUCCGGGCCAAGCAGGAGAAGUACCACCAGGAGCGGCUGCCCGGCGGCGCUGGCGAGGGCCAGGACGAGGCCAGACCAGAGCCCGGCGGCCAGGCGGACCCUGCCCGGCGGAGGGAGCGGUGGUGGCGGCCAUGGUUAGACCACGCCGCAGUGCUGCACUCGGGCGAAUACUUCCUCUUCGAGUCGGACAGCGAGGAGGAGGAGGAGGCGGCCGUGCCGGAGGAGCCGCGGCCGGGCAAGCAGAGCGCUUUCCAGCUGGCCUAUCAAGCCUGGAUGACCAACACCAAGACGGCGCUGAGGCAGCAGGAGCAGCGGGAGCAGCGGAAGCUGGAGCAGCCGGGGGCCGAGCUCGCUGCAGGGGACGGCGGAGAGCGGAGGGCGUCGGAGGCUGAGGGGCCUGACGGGGCCCAAAGCCAGGAGGAGGAGGAGGAGGAGGAGGAGGAGGAAGGCUCAGAGCGGGGCAACGUGGUGCAGCGGGCGCUGAACACCCUGCGCUUCCUGUGGGUGCUGUGCCAGGCCACGGUGGACGGCCUCACCCAGUGGCUCCACGCCUGCACCAAGGAGCACACGGACAUGUCCACGGUGCUGCGGGUCGAGAGAUACGUCCUCACCCAGCGGCUGGCCACGGGAGAGGACGUGCACCGGGGCGUCCUGGACGAGCUCUACAAGCCGCUGGACGACGGCCCCGAGGAGCCGAGCCAGCGGGCGGCCGCGGGAACCGACCCCCAAAACGGCGUCGCUUCAAGCGGGCGCGGAGGAGCCGACCUCGGCCAAAGGGCCGAGCGCCCCGGGGGCUGCGCGGCGCGGCGCAGCGGCGAGGAGCGCGCGCCGGCCCUGGGCUCGCGGGACGAGGUGGCCGGCUCGCGGGAGCUCCUGGCCCUUCCCCAAAACCGGACCCGCACCGCCAGCGAGCUCCUGCAGAACAGGCAGCUCCGCUUCGCCACGCUGGACGAGUCGGAUCGGUUUUACCAGUCCCACAACCGCUUCCUCAAGCUGCUGCUGGCUGUCUACCACUGCGUGGCCGCCCACUCCGAGCUGCUCUGCUACUUCAUCAUCAUCCUCAACAACAUGGUGACCGCCUCCGUCAUCUCCCUCUUCCUGCCCAUCCUCGUCUUCCUCUGGGCCAUGCUCUCCGUCCCCCGGCCCAGCAAGCGCUUCUGGAUGACCGCUAUCAUCUUCACCGAGGUGAUGGUGGUGGUGAAAUACCUCUUCCAGUUCGGGUUCUUCCCCUGGAACAGCUAUGCCACGCUGGUGCGCAACGAGGGCAAGCCCUUCUUCCCGCCCCGCAUCCUGGGCCUGGAGAAGACCGACCGCUACAUCAAGUACGACCUCCUCCAGCUCCUGGCGCUGUUCUUCCACCGCUCGCUCCUGCUGUGCUACGGGCUAUGGGACCAUGAGGAGGACCCCUUUGCCAAGAAGCGAGUGGAGGACGAGGAUGAGGAGGAGAGGCAGGAGGAAGCACAGCCCCCGGCAGCUGGCGAGGAGGGGGUGGAGGCACAGGUAGAGCUGGGGGCGCCAGAAGCGUCCGUGAGGACGGAACAGGAGGACGAUGCCGUGGGGCAGGACAAGGACAACGGGGCUGGCAGCAGUCACCUCCGCUUCAGGAGGAAGAAGAAACGCUGGAGCAAGAAGCAGAAGGAGGCUGUGGAGGAAGGGGAUGGUGGGGAGGAGGAGGAAGAGGAGGAGGAAGAGGAGGAGGAGGAGGCAAAGCAGAGCCACUCGCAGGAGAAGCUGAAGGCGUUUGGGCUCCAGGUCAAGCUCUUCUUCCUCACCAUGGCGCAGAACAUGUACCGGCCCGUGCGCAACUUCUUCUGGGACAUCCUGCACACCCAGUACCGGGCUGCCACUGACGUCUACGCCUUCAUGUUCCUGGCUGAUGUGGUUGACUUCAUCAUCAUCAUCUUUGGCUUCUGGGCCUUUGGGAAACACUCCGCGGCUGCCGAUAUCACGUCCUCGCUGUCAGAUGACCAGGUGCCGGAGGCCUUCCUGGUCAUGCUGCUCAUACAGUUCACCACCAUGGUGAUCGACCGCGCGCUCUACCUCCGCAAGACAGUGCUGGGCAAGCUCAUCUUCCAGGUCAUCCUGGUCUUUAGCAUCCACCUGUGGAUGUUCUUCAUCCUGCCAGCCGUCACUGAAAGGUUGUUCAGCCUCAACACAGUGGCCCAGCUGUGGUACUUCGUGAAGUGCAUCUACUUCUCGCUGUCAGCCUACCAGAUCCGCUGUGGCUACCCUACCCGCAUCCUGGGCAACUUCCUCACCAAGAAAUACAACCACCUCAACCUCUUCCUCUUCCAAGGGUUUCGCCUCGUGCCCUUCCUGGUGGAGCUCCGGGCUGUUAUGGACUGGGUCUGGACUGACACCACACUGUCCCUGUCCAACUGGAUGUGCGUGGAAGACAUCUAUGCCAACAUCUUCAUCAUCAAGUGCAGCCGCGAGACAGAGAAGAAGUACCCGCAGCCCAAAGGGCAGAAGAAGAAGAAGAUUGUGAAGUACGGCAUGGGGGGCCUCAUCAUCCUCUUCCUCGUGGCCAUCAUCUGGUUCCCGCUGCUCUUCAUGUCGCUGGUGCGCUCCGUGGUGGGCGUUGUGAACCACCCCAUCGACGUCACCGUCACGCUCAAGCUGGGGGGGUAUGAGCCGCUGUUCACCAUGAGCGCCCAGCAGCAGUCGAUCCAGCCGUUCACCCCCCAGGACUACGAAGCCCUGACGAACGAGUUUGAGAGGCAGCCGGUGGCCAUGCAGUUCAUCACGCUGUACAGCUACGAGGACAUCGUCACGGCCCGCAUCGAGGGCAGCUCGGGCUCGCUCUGGAGCAUCAGCCCGCCGAGCCGGGAGCAGAUGCGGCGGGAGCUGCAGAACGGCUCCUCCGACAUCACCCUGCGCCUCACCUGGACCUUCCAGAGGGACCUGGGCAAGGGCGGCACGGUGGAGCACACCUUCGACAAGCACACCACCGACCUGCAGCCCGGCGCUCCCGAGCGCGCGGAGCUCGCCGAGCUGCUGCAGGGCACCCGCAACACCCCCGUGCAAGUGCCGAAGCUCUUCCCCAAGUACAUCCGCGCGCCCAACGGCCCUGAGGCCAACCCCGUGAAGCAGCUGCUGCCAGACGGGGAGGACAGCUACCUGGACGUGGAGGUGCAGCUGAAGCGGGAGCGCGUGGGCUCGGGCCGCGGCAGCGACAGCUUCCUGGAGUGGUGGGUGGUGCGGCUGAAGGACGCGCCGCCGCGCGACGGCAACAUCCUGCCCAUGGUCAUCUUCAACGACAAAGUCAGCCCGCCCAGCCUGGGCUUCCUGGCCGGCUACGGGAUCAUGGGGCUCUACGUCUCCAUCGUGCUGGUGAUCGGGAAGUUCGUGCGCGGCUUCUUCAGCGAGAUCUCGCACUCCAUCAUGUUCGAGGAGCUGCCCUGCGUGGACCGCAUCCUCAAGCUGUGCCAGGACAUCUUCCUCGUGCGGGAGACGGGCGAGCUGGAGCUGGAGGAGGAGCUCUACGCCAAACUCAUCUUCCUCUACCGCUCGCCCGAGACCAUGAUCAAGUGGACACGAGAGAAGGAGUAAGAGGAGGGGGGGGGGGACCGGCCGCCGCUGCAGCCGGCGGGUGCCCCAGCACCAGCCCUGCCGCGGUCCCCUCCCAGGGACGUCACCGCCAAUGCCUUAAGCCAGCAGCCCCGCUGGGGGGGGGGGCCCCAAGGGCCGCUGCGUGUCCCCACGGCUGCGGGAUGGAGCCACCAGCCCCUCCGGUCGCCGUGCGGUGCGGGCCGGCACGCGUAGGGGAGCCCGGACUCCUGCUUUUAAGGAGGGUAUUUUUCUUAAAUGUCGCUUUCAAGCUGUCCGGCCUGCUCCCCCCCCCCCCUCUGGCACGGGGACGGCAGCGCCCGUGCCCCCGCCCCGCGGAGACCACGACGUGCCUUCCUCGCCAGGGCCCCGGGCAGGCGGGGGGGGGGGCAGCGCUGGCCCCGUGCCCGCCGAGCCCCCUCCCCAGCCCUGCCCCACAGCCACAUUGAACUCGAAGCAAUAGCGCCCUGGGGCUUGCGGCCCCGCAGCGCCGGCGGGCGCUGGGCUGCUGGCUGCCCCAGCAGCGGUGCCUCGCACCUCCAGCUGGACUGUAGACUUUUUUUUUUUUUAAUUCAAAUGGUUUAUUUAUACAGAUAUAUAAUAAAAGUAAAGCUGAGGCCUC